CCGAUUGCUGUCAAUAGUGUGACAGUUUCCAGUAUUUUUGUUCCCUAUCGAUCUCACUAUCGAUCGACCGCUAUUAUCGUAGCGCCCCCAUCCCGAUUUUCACUAAGCACGUGGAUUUCGUAGUUGCAGCUCAAUGGAGCUCCUUGAAUAUGACAUGAUGCCCCUUGAUGCUCCAGGGUUGCCUGCCCUGGACACGGGCACCCUGGAGGCCCUUCCGCAAGGAUCCCGGAUGAACGCCCCUACAUGCUCCGGGCGGCUGCCCCUGGCCCUCAAGCGCCCUGGAGGCCUCCUUCUUCGUCCGUUCUUCUUCGUGCGUCCGUUCGCUGGCCCGCGUGCCUGUUGGAUGCUGCGGAUGACUCCUUUUUUUUUUUAUAGCAUUGAACUGCAGUUGCAAAACAGUUCACACGGGCACCUGCAAUUCCUACUAAAUAUUAGCCACAACAGGAAAUGGCCAAGCAGUUCACACGGGCACAUGCAAUUCUUACGAAAUAUUGACAACAACAGGAAAUAGCCAAAUUUAUUAAGAAGUCAUCAGCAGAACUGCAAUUAACCAAUUACAGCAGACUGCACAACUGACAAAAUGUUGUCAAACUUUGAUUCGUCGCUGCACCAGCGCUGCCACCAUCGCUGC
Molecule: messenger RNA, 631 nt
Organism: Drosophila santomea
Lineage: Eukaryota; Metazoa; Arthropoda; Insecta; Diptera; Drosophilidae
Exons: 3
Coding region: 134-511 (125 amino acids)
Source: RefSeq, a predicted model, not a curated record